AGAUCUCUCUCUCUCUCUCUCUCUCUCUCUCUCUCUCGCUCAGUGUAGUCUUGUGAGAUAGAGAAGGAAAAGAUGGUGAGAUCCUCGAGCUCCUGUUUCAAGGUCCUUGCAUGCGGCAGGGAUUCUGUUGACAUAGAUGACUUUGACACAACGGAGAGCAAAGAAUCAACAGAUAAACGUGGAUGGAGUUUCAGAAAGAGAUCUGGCAGACAUAGAGUGCUAAGCAACACGGUUAUCUCAGAAACCCCAUCAACUGAGAAUAAGGAGAGCUCAGUAUCAACUAUAAUCACCUCCAUUCCACAACCUAACUUAACUGUUCCUGAGAAAGUAUCUAUAAGACCAUCGGCAAAUGAGAAACCUGAAUUGUCAACUGCACUACACUCGAGAGAAACUGAUCCAUCAAUUGCCACAGAGAGUGCAUGUAAAAUUGAUCCCAACCUAGAAGAAUCUGUUGCUGUUGUCAUCCAGGCUGCUAUCAGAGGAUACUUGGCACAGAGAACUCUCUUGAAGCUAAAGAAUGUUGUUAAGUUGCAAGCUGCUGUACGCGGGCAUUUGGUCCGUAGGCAGGCGGUGGGAACUCUACGUUGUGUUCAAGCAAUUGUCAAGAUGCAGGCUCUUGUGCGUGCUCGCCGUGCUCGUUUGUUAGUAGGGUCGGUUAAUGAGAAAACCGAACAGACUGUGAAGCCCUUGGGGAAGGAAGAUUUAGGAACCAAGCCAAUUCAAUCCAACUCUUCCACUAAGAAACUUCUUAGCAAUGGUUUUACUCGUCAGCUUUGGGAAUCAGCACCAAAGACAAAACCGAUACUCAUCAAAUGUGAUACUUCAAAAUCUAAUUCAGCUUGGAAUUGGUUGGAGAGAUGGAUGUCUGCAUCACCAUCAGAACUUCCACACUCGGACAAACCAGAAGGUCCAGAGAGUCAAGAACAAGGAGAGAAUAUCAAAGCAACUGCUGCUGAAGCAGGAGCUGCACCACCAGCUGAAGUCAUCUCUGUGAUAGCAGAUUUAAAAUCUAAUAGCACAGAAACAGUGGUGGCAGUUGAUAAUGAAAAGAGCUUGAUCACUUAUGAUGCAGAUGACUUCGAUUUUCAAACGGGGCAUCCAAACUGUCCAUCAAAAAGAGAUGAUCUUGAUCAGCCUCACAUAGAGGAUGUAGAUUUGGGCAAAUCUCAAAAUGCCGAUAACUUGGGCUUUCAGGGUAGUCAUUCAAACUGUUCAUCAAUAAAAGAUAACCAUGAUCAGCCUAGGGUUGAGGAUAUGGGUUUAGGCAAAUUGCAAGAAGCUUCUUCUAGGAUAGAUUUGCUUCCAAAUCAAACAGAGAAUCAGUCUUGUGUGACUUCUCAGACGGUGCUCAAUUCUGUUUCUGAGAAGGCUGAGUUGAACAGUGAACAACCAAAAUGUACUGCUGAAAGAGUAGCAUCUGAACAGCUAGAGACUGAGAAUAAGAAAAUUGUUUUUGGAUCAAUGAAGGUUUCUAAUCCUGCAUUUAUUGCAGUAAAGUCAAAAUUCGAAGAGCUGAGUUCAUCGGAAGCAUCAUGUAGGUCAAUCAGUUCAAUUAAUCAAGACCUUGGAACAGAAUCGAAGUUGGACAACCGUCCUUGUCCUGAAGAUUCUGUGACAAAGACCAAGGAGUCGAGCCUAACAGAAAAUUCAAUUUCUCACGAUUCGAAGGUUCAGGUUUGGAGCUCAGAAUAUGGAACCAAACUUUCUUUUUCCUCCACUCUUGACUCCCCCAAUAUAUCUGAAGUUGGAGGUGGAGAACUUGAACAUGAAGCCAAGGUUGCAGAAAAAGGGGAUGAUGAUGUAAACAGUGCUGCUGGAAAUGUGCAUAAACUUGGAACUCCAGGUCUGGAGGCCAAGAUUUUUUCGACCAUGAUCCCGACUUAUAUGUCCCAGGAUGCCUCUGGUCUGCCAGGCAAGGCUGAAGAUGUUAAUGGAGAAUCCAAUGAUCCAGUUGUAGCUAUAGACUCACCUGGGUUAGAGCAGCAACCAGACAGAAGUGUGUCAGAUGUACAGGUUCAAAUGGACAGCAUCAUGGAUCAGCAAGCCUCCAAGUCAUCUCCAGAGGGAUCUCCGAGAAGCCAUAUGACUGCCUCUGAAUCACAUGGAACCCCUUCGAGUCAGGUGUCAAUCAAAGCUAAGAGGGACAAAUUGGAUAGGAGUGGGUCCAACCAUCGGAUGUCCCAGAAAACAAGCAAGAGGUCCCCUUCAAAUCAGAAUGACUCAGGUGUUAGUAGUACAGAGCAAUUGUCCAAGGACUCCAAAAAUGGGAAGCGGCACAAUGCAUUUGGUUCAGCAAGAUCUGAUCCCAUUGACCAGGAGAGAAGAGACAGUAGCAGUAGCAACUCCCUCCCCAGUUACAUGCAAGCAACGGAAUCUGCUAGGGCCAAGGCCCAACAGGCCCACAAUUCUCCGAGGUCAAGUCCAGAUGUCCAAGACAAGGAUAUCUACAUCAAGAAGCGACAUUCCCUACCCAGUUCAAAUGGAAAGCAGGGGUCCCCUCGUAUGCAGCGAUCAACAUCACAACAGGGUGUGAAGGGAAAUGGAACACAGUCUCCUCAUGAUAGAAAAUGGCAAAGAUGAGAACAUCUCUGAAAGGCCUCGAAUACAGGGGUGUUGAAGACAUUUGAUCAGCCUUUUCUCAUGAGCAUCUACAGUAGAGACUGAUGUUGAGCUUGAUUACAGCUUGGUAUUUUCAGUAUCUUGUUCUGUUUGCACAUUAGGUUGCCCGGUUUGAGCCUUUGAGGUGUGUGUGGAAUGGGCAGGGGAGGGAGAUGGAGGGACACAGGAUUGAAGAUUUAAUAUUUUUAUGUACAGUAGUUGUGUCUUAAAAUUCCUGCCCCGAAGUUUGCUUAUAUUUGUUGUCUUGUAUCACCUUUAUAUAUCCAGAGUUUGGCAUUAUAUGUAUGUAAGAUGAAUCGAGUUUCAGAGGAUCUUGGAGUUAUUGAAAUAAGAUGAAAUAUUCCUUUUGCUUCA
Messenger RNA from Telopea speciosissima, 2973 nucleotides. Its product is annotated as protein IQ-DOMAIN 32-like. Gene Ontology annotation, molecular function: protein binding. NCBI's taxonomy places the organism in Eukaryota, Viridiplantae, Streptophyta, Magnoliopsida, Proteales, Proteaceae. The transcript is spliced from 7 exons. Bases 73 to 2580 code for a protein of 835 amino acids. The record is from RefSeq and is a predicted model, not a curated record.